This is a messenger RNA of Schizosaccharomyces osmophilus, 561 nucleotides long. RefSeq names its product Schizosaccharomyces specific protein Meu31 (gene meu31). The transcript is spliced from 2 exons. Bases 1 to 561 code for a protein of 186 amino acids. The record is from RefSeq and is a predicted model, not a curated record. NCBI's taxonomy places the organism in Eukaryota, Fungi, Ascomycota, Schizosaccharomycetes, Schizosaccharomycetales, Schizosaccharomycetaceae.
AUGCCUUCUUUCUCCAAAGUUUUUACUUUUCUGAGGUCUAUCGAAUAUGUAAAGAUUCCUUGCCUUUUUAUGUUCGCAGCCAUUGUCGGCAUGAAUCUUUCAUUGCUGUACUGUCUCCUGCGAGGAUGGAAACACGUUGGACUUUGGGGCAUUGGUACUCUUAUUUCCGGAUUCAUUGGAACUUUUUUGGCUUACAAGAAAAAAAUCUCUUGGUCUCAUCUUCUACUCUUGUGGUCGACGACCGAUGCCUUCUUUAGCAUGUGUUUAAGAUCAUGCGUCUUGAUUUACUUUUCCAUGAACCCCUAUAUAUUAUGCGAAGUCUUUGGCAGCGAAAACGUAAUGAUGUGCAGCGCCAAUAUGCAAAAGGUCUUUAUGGUGAUUGUUGCUGCAUCCAACCUAUACAGCUUUUUCCAAUUGGGUUGUUGCUUACUUGUUUUCAAUAACGUUAUUAAAAUCCACUCCAUUGAGGAUGUGGAAAUCCAAUAUAUUUCUGAUGGUAAAGAACAAGAAAUUCGUUUCCAAAAUGGUUUUGAUCUUCCUGAAAAGCCAAUUCAAUUGUAA